This is a messenger RNA of Polyodon spathula (Mississippi paddlefish), 1560 nucleotides long. Its product is annotated as adenylate cyclase type 5-like. Gene Ontology annotation, biological process: adenylate cyclase-activating G protein-coupled receptor signaling pathway; cAMP biosynthetic process; adenylate cyclase-inhibiting G protein-coupled receptor signaling pathway. The record is from RefSeq and is a predicted model, not a curated record. Lineage: Eukaryota; Metazoa; Chordata; Actinopteri; Acipenseriformes; Polyodontidae. Gene Ontology annotation, molecular function: adenylate cyclase activity. Bases 559 to 1560 code for a protein of 333 amino acids. The transcript has 2 exons.
UUUGCAUUAUUAUUAUUAUUAUUAUUAUUAUUAUUAUUAUUAUUAUUAUUAUUAUUAUUAAUACAGAUGUCUUCAAGGUAAGAUACAAAGAGUUAACUAGCAGAAUCUUUACAGUGUAACUGAUUUUACAUUUUUGGAAACAAUGUUUUAUGAUCAAAUAUUUUCCCUUGAACUUAAAAUUAUUUUUUAGAAAUACAUAUGCAUCCCCCAGAACCCUUUAACAGUAAACAUGUGUUUUAAACCUUCUAUUUCUAUCUUAAUUGCUCUGGUAUGUGCUCCUGAGUAUUGAACUGUAAAAACUUCCAUAGUUAUAUAGUUUAGAGUAAAUAUUUGUCUGGAAGAUUACUGAACUCCUUUAAGAAAUUGUAAUAGAUAGUUGGCCAUUAUUAUUUAUUAUUUUGUAAUAUUUUCAAAACAAAGACUAAGUGGAUAGCGGUUCUGGAUCACUAACACCGUGCUGAAGGAAUGGAUUCCCACUGCUGUGUUUUGGCUCAAUAAUUAAAUAACCAAUUGCAUAUCAAUCUCCUCGCCAUUUCAAGCUGGGUGUGUAUCUCAGAUAUGUCCCGAUCCAACAGCGUGAGCCCUCCAGGGUUCACUGCCCCUGGACCUCAGGGUGGAACUGAACAUCGCUCUGCUUGGAGCGACUCCCAGUCCAGAGCCAAUGGGUGCCCUUACUCCACUGAAUCAGCUGCCAAGAAAACCAGGUCCAGCAGCAGGUGGAGGGGAGAAGAGGAUUUGGAGCGGCACCCAGGAAGGCCCACAAGCACUGUGAGCAGAGUCAGCUUCAGGUCCAAGUCUGCAUGGCAAGACAAUGGAGAGGAGGGCCGUAACAACAACAGAGCAGCCCCAAAGCAGGAUGGGGAGCUGAGAGCCAGGUCCGUGGAGCUCGGGCUGGAGGAGAGGAGAGCCAGGUCCGCGGAGCUCGGGCUGGAGGAGAGGAGAGCCAGGUCCAUGGAGCUCGGGCUUGAGGAGAGGAGAGCCAGGUCUGUGGAGCUUGGGCUGCAGGCUCAGGACGUGCAGUUCUCCAUGGCUCAGUGUUGCAGCAGCGUGUUGCAGAUCUUCAGAUCCAAGAAGUUUCCGUCGGUGAAGCUGGAGAGGCUCUAUCAGCGUUACUUCUUCAGGCUCAACCAGAGCAGCCUGACCAUGCUCAUGAGCGUCUUGGUGUUGCUGUGCCUGGUGAUGCUGGGCUUGCACUGUGCAGGGGGGGGUUACAAGCUGCCCUAUGUGGUCGUCUUCACCGUCGCCAUUGCGCUCAUCAUUGUGCUCAUGAUCAUAUGUAACAGGAAUGGGUUCCACCAGGACCACAUGUGGAUCAUCUGUUACCUGGUCAUCUUGGUUGUCCUUGUGGUGCAGAUCAUAGCAGUUUUGCUGGUGGAGCCCAGGAGUGCCUCAGAGGGGAUAUGGUGGACUGUCUUCUUCAUCUACAUCAUCUACACACUGCUCCCGAUCAGAAUGAGGGCCGCCGUCGUGAGUGGAGUCAUUCUAUCAGCUGUGCACCUGGCCAUCUCUUGGAAGUUAAACCAAGUGGACAGCUAUCUAUGGAAACAGAAUCUGAUGUAG